Molecule: messenger RNA, 330 nt
Organism: Stylonychia lemnae
Lineage: Eukaryota; Ciliophora; Spirotrichea; Sporadotrichida; Oxytrichidae
Source: the annotation of a GenBank genome assembly
AUGCCGAAAAAAUCCCAAUAGGAAGAAACGAGAGAUGAGAUCAAAGCCUUCACUACAAAAGAGGAUCUCAUUCAGUCAUUUAUAGAACAGACAUUCAGAGUACUAGAUAUGGAUAGAGCAGGAACAUUCACAAGAGACGACUUAAUUCAUUUUCUUGGAUUUUUCGUUGCUGAGUGCAACUUAAUGAAAAUAAAUGAAGCCUCUCUAGAUCAAAUUCUAAUUAAAAAAGUGGGAGUAAAAGAUCUUUUCAAGAUAAAUUCAAAACAACUUGAUUAAACAAUUAGGAUAAUACUUGAGGAAUAGCUAAAUUAAUUUAAUCGUGUAUUGUGA